AUGAAGUUUGCAUCCUCCAUUGCAUUUGUCGUUGCCAGCUCGCUAGCGCUGGCAAUGGCACAGAGCAAGCCUCGGUACUUGAAUGAAAAGUCGGCCAAGUUUGCCGUCAACGGCACAGGUAUCCCCAACGUGCCAUUCGAUAUCGGCGAGUCCUACGCUGGACACUUGCCUGUCUCGUCCAACCUUAAUGAGACUGACUUUGUCUACUUUUGGUUCUUACCGUCCCAAGACACAGAUGUCAAUGACGAGAUUGCCAUCUGGAUGGACGGUCUUGGCUGCACCCCCCAGGCCGACGCGAUAUCGCAGAACGGCCCUUUUUUGUGGAAGGAUGGAACACCACGACCAGCUAAGAAUCUAUAUACGUGGCACAACCUAACAAAUGUAGUAUAUGUCGAUGCACCGCACAAGGCAGCCAGCUUGAGUGAGCCCACUGAUCAAGUGGCGGCCGAGUUCAAGGGCUCCUGGAAGAACUUUGUCGACACCUUUCAGCUAAAAGGUUACCAGGUCUUUAUGCACGGAGAGCUAGACGGUGGCCAGUAUAUCCCGUACAUUGCAGAGAGUUUCCUGGAUGACGAAAACAAAGACUACUUUGACCUCAAAGGUAUGACACUCAACAACCCUAACAUUGGCAGCCUCUUGCUUCAAGAGGAAUAUCCCAUGGUACCGUUUUUCAACACCUGGUCGCGACUUUUGGGCACAGACGACGAUACAAUGAAGAUCAUCAACGAUCUCUACAACAAAGGCCCGCAGCCAGCCUACACAGAAAAGUACUUUCGGUUCCCUCCACCCCAGGUCCCCUUCCCAGAGCCGCCAUUGUACAGAGAGUACUUUUCCUACACUUCCCAGAGCCUACACAAUGCCAACCCUUGCUUUACGGGUGAGAACAUUGCCGACCGAUGCCCGUACUUGGAAAGCCACCUUGGAAAUCACGAUGAGCUAGACAUCUACAACCCGGCCAACAAAAACUGGUACCUACGCCCUGACGUAUCCGCCGCGCUGCAUUACAAGCCGUCGUAUGAAUUCGGCUGCAACUUCCACCUGACGCAGAUUUACACGGAUCCUGCGGGCGACGGAACGCUAGGUAGAGUCAUUGACAAGACACACAACGUCAUCAUCGGCGCCGGAGCACUCGCAUACAAUCGCUUUGCCAACGGUACACUCUUCCAGCUCCAAAACGUCACCUGGGGUGGCGAGCAGGGCUUCCACAAUUACCCGGUCAAGCCGAUUUCUAUCCCAGAUCACUGGAACGAGAACACUGAGGCGCGCGGAGCCAAGGGGUUUGUGGGAAGAUAUGUCCAGGAGCGAGGCCUAACGUUUUUUAUUGCAAACGCUGGCGGCAUGCAUUUGUACGGCAAUGCGCCUACUCUUGGCUACCGUAUGAUCCAACAGUCACUAGGCCACAUCUCCAACUUUAGCAGCACAGCGCCGCUCUUUUGAUAUGUUUGCAAGUAAACGAUUGGCCGG
Molecule: messenger RNA, 1464 nt
Organism: [Torrubiella] hemipterigena
Lineage: Eukaryota; Fungi; Ascomycota; Sordariomycetes; Hypocreales; Clavicipitaceae
Source: the annotation of a GenBank genome assembly